Molecule: messenger RNA, 2040 nt
Organism: Nomascus leucogenys (northern white-cheeked gibbon)
Lineage: Eukaryota; Metazoa; Chordata; Mammalia; Primates; Hylobatidae
Gene: ERCC8
Product: ERCC excision repair 8, CSA ubiquitin ligase complex subunit
Biological process (GO): transcription-coupled nucleotide-excision repair; protein polyubiquitination; proteasome-mediated ubiquitin-dependent protein catabolic process
Cellular component (GO): Cul4A-RING E3 ubiquitin ligase complex; nucleotide-excision repair complex
Molecular function (GO): protein binding
Source: RefSeq, a predicted model, not a curated record
GCUGUUCCAGUCCCGCCCCUGAGCUCUGUCAUGGCGACGUCCAGUGCUCCAGCCUCUGUGAGGACACGACAUGCUGGGAUUUUUGUCCGCACGACAAACGGGUUUGGAGGACCCUCUUCGCCUUCGGAGAGCAGAGUCAACACGGAGAGUUUUGGGACUGGAAUUAAAUAAAGACAGAGAUGUUGAAAGAAUCCACGGCGGUGGAAUUAACACCCUUGACAUUGAACCUGUUGAAGGGAGAUACAUGUUAUCAGGUGGUUCAGAUGGUGUGAUUGUACUUUAUGACCUUGAGAACUCCAGCAGACAAUCUUAUUACACAUGUAAAGCAGUGUGUUCCAUUGGCAGAGAUCAUCCUGAUGUUCACAGAUACAGUGUGGAGACUGUACAGUGGUAUCCUCAUGACACUGGCAUGUUCACAUCAAGCUCAUUUGAUAAAACUCUGAAAGUAUGGGAUACAAAUACAUUACAAACUGCAGAUGUAUUUAAUUUUGAGGAAACAGUUUAUAGUCAUCAUAUGUCUCCAGUCUCCACCAAGCACUGUUUGGUAGCAGUUGGUACUAGAGGACCCAAAGUACAACUUUGUGACUUGAAGUCUGGAUCCUGUUCUCACAUUCUACAGGGUCACAGACAAGAAAUAUUAGCAGUUUCCUGGUCACCACGUUAUGACUAUAUCUUGGCAACAGCAAGUGCUGACAGUAGAGUAAAAUUAUGGGAUGUGAGAAGAGCAUCAGGAUGUUUGAUUACUCUUGAUCAACAUAAUGGGAAAAAGUCACAAGCUGUUGAAUCAGCAAACACUGCUCAUAAUGGGAAAGUUAAUGGCUUAUGUUUUACAAGUGAUGGGCUUCACCUCCUCACUGUUGGUACAGAUAAUCGAAUGAGGCUCUGGAAUAGUUCCAAUGGAGAAAACACACUUGUGAACUAUGGAAAAGUUUGUAAUAACAGUAAAAAAGGAUUGAAAUUCACUGUCUCCUGUGGCUGCAGUUCAGAAUUUGUUUUUGUACCAUAUGGUAGCACCAUUGCUGUUUAUACAGUUUACUCAGGAGAACAGAUAACUAUGCUUAAGGGACAUUAUAAAACUGUUGACUGCUGUGUAUUUCAGUCAAAUUUCCAGGAACUUUAUAGUGGUAGCAGAGACUGCAACAUUCUGGCUUGGGUUCCAUCCUUAUAUGAACCAGUUCCUGAUGAUGAUGAGACUACAACAAAAUCACAAUUAAAUCCGGCCUUUGAAGAUGCCUGGAGCAGCAGUGAUGAAGAAGGAUGAAUAUCACCCUUAGUACCUUUGUGUCUCUGCUGAAACUUUUUAAAUGAGACAGUAUGUUUUUUUCAACUGUACGGUCUGUUCCUGACAGCCAAAUUAGCCCUAAAUGUGGGUAAUUUUUUUCCUCAUGUUUUAAAAUGAGGUUAAUAUUUGCAUAAAAUCCUAAAACAGACUUCUGUAUAGUCUAUUUAGUCAAAAUGUGUUCGUUGAUCCCAGAUGCUGUGGCCUGGGACAGCCCUCAUUGCUACAGUACAAGUACACAAGUCAUUGUACCUCAAUUGUGACCUUCAGCAGAUUUUAUGAACUAUAAGAUGCAGUCUCAGAGGAUCAGCAAGUGGAGGCCAUCAGUAUUGACUUUCUUUUACAUGCUGUACUAUCGGCCUGCUCGUUUCCACUUCAAGAAUGAUUUUGCCAAGAAUGAUUAUAUCAAAAAUAGUAGUUGAAAUGGUAACAUCAAAAUUAUUUGAUUCUUUCUUCUUCACGUAUUCACAUUUUUCAAUGGUUUCAUUUAAUUAACCAUGCUUUAUGUUAAACAUUUUGAGGCUCAAUGUCUCCUACUCUCCAAAAUGUGCAUCACAGGAGGCUUUUAACUUUGUGAAAAUCCCAUGUUUGCUUUAUUUUAUUUUAAUGUCAGAAGGCAGUUUGCACUAAUGCUUGAACUCUUUUUCUAUGAAACUCAUUAAGGUAUGACCAAAUGCUGCCUCAUUAAUUCAAGCAGAAAAUAUCCUGGCAGGGAAUCUGGCUUAAACAUGAAAUGCUGUAAUAAAAUUUCUGUUAUUGUC